Molecule: messenger RNA, 4436 nt
Organism: Metopolophium dirhodum (rose-grain aphid)
Lineage: Eukaryota; Metazoa; Arthropoda; Insecta; Hemiptera; Aphididae
Product: putative mediator of RNA polymerase II transcription subunit 26
Exons: 3
Coding region: 497-2413 (638 amino acids)
Biological process (GO): circadian rhythm; regulation of DNA-templated transcription
Cellular component (GO): nucleus
Molecular function (GO): DNA-binding transcription factor activity; DNA binding
Source: RefSeq, a predicted model, not a curated record
CGGCAACCGGCAGCAGUCGCUUCCGUCGCGUCCGCCCAGCAAGUACUGUCGCGACACGGCGCAAACCGCUGUUACAUUUAUUUUUUCAAUAUUGUUAUUUUUCGUUCCGUUUCGCGCGGUGCCGUCCGUCAGUGUGUAUUCAUUAUCCGUCCGCGAUCGCAUUCACGACGCUCGCUCGUUCGCCACACCGGUCGACGGUUAUAAUAUUUUAUUAUUAUUAUAAAAUAUAAUAAUAUUAUUAUCGAACGAUAUUAUUAUUUUUCCGACUCCGAUACGCGACGACGAAAUACCGACUAAUAUUGUUAUUGACAUUUUAUUUUUAAAAUAUAUUAAUUGGUCGACGACGGGGCAGUUUCACUCGCAGGUCGCGGAAAAACAAAACGUUUUCACGAUUUUUUUUUUUCGACUCGUACGCGAGCGCCACCACACAUGGAUAACGCUCCUUCCUGAACGCCGCCGACAGCAAGCGCGCCGCACACAGGCCAAUCGUUGAGAAAUGGUAGCUGACACGGCCAACAGUUAUCAUCAUCAACAGAAAACUCAGCAGCAGCAGCCGCAGCAACUAAACCAACAGCAGCAUCAGCAACAGCAGCAGCAGCAUCACCAUCAGCAACAGCAACAAAAACUCCACCAACAACAGCAGCAGCAACUUCACCAAAUCCACCUGCAACGCCAACAACAACAACAACAGCAGGAGCAAAACAGUGGCGGAGCCAUGCCACAGUAUUGUAGCGACAUGGAACAGUCGGGUGGUCCCGGGAGCAUGAGGUAUGACGAUUCUGUAUCACCCGGACCAGAAUCGCCAGGACCUGGCGAACCAUACCCACCCGGGUUCGACCUCACCGCGCAUCUGCAGCACAAGGAGUUUUUUGCGCAGCGUAAACAGCGUGAGUUUAUACCGGAUAAUAAGAAAGAUGAGAGCUACUGGGACCGGAGGAGGCGGAAUAACGAGGCGGCCAAACGAUCCCGCGAAAAGAGACGUUUCAACGACAUGAUCCUCGAACAGCGGGUGGUCGAACUCAGCAAGGAGAACCACGUGCUCAAGGCCCAACUCUCAGCCAUUAAGGACAAGUUCGGCAUCAGUGGCGAGGCUGUGGUCAGCGUUGAACAGGUUAUGGCUUCUUUGCCUACAAACGAACAAGUGUUGAGCAUCACGAAACGCCCGAAACUUUCUACGUCGUCUUCGUCCUCGUCGGUGGGUUACUCUCAGAACGGGUCCGGUCCCAUACCCACAUCGGUCAUCCACCAGCCCGUGCAGUCGACCACGCCCAAAAUGAACGGCUCGUACUAUGGCGGCGCACAGUCCGACUGCGACAGCCCUGUCGACCAACACCAACUCCAGCAACAACAGCAGCAACAGCAACAGCACCAGCACCAGCAGCAGCAGGGUGACCGAAACCUGCCGAUGUCCGUGGCCGCCGCAGCCGUGGCCGCCGCGGCCCAGGCCGGGUACCCGCCGUACCCGUUUGCGCCCGUUCUGCCACCACUGCAGCCACCGUCCUUCGAGGCGGCUGCCAACAGCGUGCUGAACCUCAGCCGCCGGCCACCGUCUCCGUACGAGCUGAGCAGCGGAAGUGGUGACGACACAUCGUCGUCUUGCGUGCCCAUAUCGCUGGCAUUCGUGGCCGCGGCUGCUGCCGCAGCGGCCGGUGGAGUCGUCGGACCGGGCGGCGCGUUGGUCGGAAACAACAACAACCAGAAUAACAACAAUCACCACCAUCAGCACCGACACCGGCACCACUUUAACGGCAACGGCAUGAUGGCCAUGAUGACCGGUGGUGGCGGCGGAGGUAUACCGAUCGCGGUCCUCAACAAUAACAACAACAACGUCUCCAUGGUCCACGGCAACGACAACAACGCUGCGGGCAUCAUCGGUGGCGUCAACGGCAACAACAUCGCUGCGAUCGUCAACAGCGGCGGUGGAGGCAACGGUGGCGGCAACUGUCUGCCACACAAGCUCCGUCACAAGACGCACUUGGGUGACAAGGACGUGGCGGCCACAGCGUUGCUGUCGCUGCAGGCCAUCAAGCAGGAACCCGGAAGCAGCCGGGCCAGUCCACCGUGGGAUGCGGAGGGAAGCAGCGACGAGCGCGACUCUGGCAUUAGCCUUGGCGUCGAAUGGGGCGUCCGGCCUUCGUCCGCUUCGGUAGCCGCGUGCCCGACGGCCGCCUCGGUGGCCGCGCCCCGUGCCGCCGCCAUGCAGUCACCGGCCGCCGCCACGAUGGGUGGCGAGCCGGCCGACGGUGCCGUGCACGCGACCGCCCCGACGGCCGCGGCCGCUGCCGACGACACCAGACUCAAGUCCGAGGUGGCCCGGCUAGCGUCCGAGGUGGCCACCCUCAAGAACAUGCUGUCGUCCAGGAAGUCGGCCACCGCGGCACCGGCCCAGUCCACCACCGUUGCGGUCAACUAAUCGCGGCGGCAGGCUAUGACCACGGAUACAAUAAUUUUGUUAUUCGUUAUCGCGAUCCACUGGUAUUUUGUUUGUUAUACGUUCGCACGCGAAUCCAUACAUAGGUAAAUUAUUAUUAUUUUUUUUUUUUAUGAAUAUUAUUUUUAUUAUUAUUAUUAUUAUUUUUAUUAUUAUAUAUUAUUAUCAUCAUUGUUAUUAUUAAAAGCUAUGGUAGUUUUGACGAUGUUUCGUAAAUCAAUCGAACACGUUUUCGUCGCCCACCGAAUGUCUUAUUAUAAUAUCAUAAUAAUAUGUGUGUAAUAUAAAAUAGAUGAUAUUAUUAUAAUGUUAUUAUUGUUAUAAUAUCGUAUCUCGAAAAAAAAAAAUGAUUAUUGUUUUUUUUUUUUUGUUUUUUUUUGCUUUCUUAACGACGAGCGCACCACACUCGAUGAUCGAGGGUUAGGUACUUGUCGGGGGUGGGUGAGUGAAAUCAUAAACGCUGCGUAAAAAUCUAAAGACGAAUUUUUUUCCCUCGUCCAUCAGUGCAGUCGAUCGUCGGAUAAUUUAAUAUUAUAACGUGUAAAUAAACUUGUAACAAUAAUACAUAUUAUACGUAUUAAAUACGUACGGGGCGGUUCUUCAUGAUAAUAUAAUAAUAUUAUAAUAUAACGGCGACACAAACUUGCAGUGAACCGCGACCGUGAGAGAAUCGCCCUGUACGUACACUAUAUAUAAUAUACAUAAUAUAUAUUAUAUUGGUGUAUGUGUGUGUGUUUGUAUAAUGUAUAAAGUAUAUUAUAACGCAAUUUUUUUUUUUUUUUAAAUAUAUACGUUACGCCAAAAACAUUCUAACGGACGGGGGCAAUAUGGCAGGCGAGGAUGUUGCUAUUUAGCUAAAUAUUAUUAUUUUUCUUCAGUCGUGUGUGCGGUGUGCCGCAUAUGCGAAAGCGACCGACCGCGGUGUAUUAUAUAGACCUAACAUGUAGGACGCCUAUCUGCAAUCAUGCAAAACAAAACGUUCUUUUCACCACCAGCCGUCGCGAUUGCAAAUUAAAAUAUUAUUACCUACACUAUCAUGGCGGACGAGAUUAUGUUUAAAGUCGAAUUUCCGUUACUGCAGUGAGCUUGUCGGAAUCGAACCACAACAGAUCUGCGGGAAUAAGCAAUUUGACCGUUUUUUUUUUUUUGAAUACGAUUAGAAAAUGGAAAAAAAAAACGCCUCGAGAGGACCCCCUCCCCCCCUUUUUCUAAUCUUUGGAAACCUCUGCCCCCGACUCGUACGGCGGUCUCGAAUAAAAUAUAUCUGUGAUAAACGUUCGAACGCGUACCUGUUGCCGUCGUUCGGUUUUUGUGUUUUUGGUGUAUUUUUACGCGUGUCGAUAAACGCCGCCGACACCGUAAAAUAAUAGAUAAUAUUAUAUUUUACAUAGUAAAAUUGUAAUUAUUAUUAUGAUUAAUAUAAUGUAGACAUAAUAACGAGAAGGAAAGCAUAUUAUACAAUAUUGUAAUAUUACUUUAUCGUUUUGCGUUUGCGUUGCAAUAUCGAAUAUUUUUAAUAAUAUUAUGCUUAGCAUACAAUAAUAUUAUAUUGCAAUUUUAUUAUAUUGCGCGAACUCGCGUGUUAUUGUCUAAGAAUAUUACAAUACAAUGAUAUUUUAUUUAUUAAUUUAUUUGUACGAUCACUAUAUAAUAUUAUUAUUAUUAUGAUUUUUAUUAAUAUUAUUAUUCAUCGUCAUGAAACUUAUAUUCUGUAAUAAAUUAUUUAUAAUCGUAAGUUUUUAUUUUUUAAACUUGUACAAUGCAAAAGUUUAUGUUUUUUAAUAUUAUGACGCAUAACAUGCGUAUAUAUUAUUACUAUGAUUUAACAACCUGUACAUAAUAUUAUAAUUUUUAUUAUUACAUAAUACUAUAAGAUUGUUAUUGUUUUCUACUAUCUAUAUAUUAUUAUUAUUAUUAUUAUUAUUAUAUUAUAAAAAAUAUCCAUAUUAUUGUAAUAAUAUAUAAUAAUACAUGAAAUAUAUUAUAUAAUAUAUUUAUCAUCAAA